AUGCUCGGCUUGCAAGCCGACCCGCCGGGCGGCCUGUACCAAGACGUUCCUGGGUUGCCAAACCCAGCGGCCCGUGCCUUUUCGCCGCUAGCGGAUCAGAAGUGGGUGACCAUAGCGCUUUCCUUCCUGAAAGAAGUCGAGACGAUCACCGCUCGCAGGGGAGAGCUUGCUCCACCUGCGUUGCCAAAGCCGGCUGCCGAGGAACAGCUCUCGAAGAAGCAAGCCCGAGCCGCCGCCUGGGCGGCAAAGCGGGCAGCAGCCAGCAACCACCCGGUUGAGGACUCACCUUUGCGACCGGGCCGGGAAUUCAGCUUUUGCCUUUGGGCUUCUUCUUUGGUCAGAUUGGUUCUUAAAAGUGGGACCGCCUUUGGCCGAUUUUUGGGUACCACAUUGCCCUUGUGCCGCGACCCCGAUUUGGAGGUCGCCACCGCUCUCUAUCCGCUUCCCAUCCCUUUUGAAGGCUUGUUCCAGAAGCGGUCCCGAAGGCGCAACGUGAAAAGGCGGCGGACUCACCUGAUCAAGGUAGUGGUCUUUACGGUGGUGAUGUCCCUCAACUUCCUUCACUCAGGCGGGAAGCACAUUCCCCACCUUUUCCUUCGGAGGCCCCCCUCCUCUGCCCAGAGUUCUGCUUUCGGCCACCUGGAGGAACUUGUGAGAGCGAGCGCCCGGCUCGGAGGCGAAUGCAUCCAGUCUGGGCGACGAGGACUACAGCUUGCUGCGCGUCAGGCUGAGGUCCUUCACUUUCUUCGGGCCGCCGGGCUCGAUGAGGAUUGCUAUUUUGCCAAAGGCGCUCGUGCCGCCGAUGUGCCGGAGUUUGCCGAGGAUUUCGUGCCACAUAUGCCGGGCGGGCCGGCCGAGCUUAACCCCUAUCGGGACUUGGAUGCCGAGCGCAUCACAAGGCUCACUUGCCCUGCCUACAGCCAUGCCUUAUAUGGUUCGUGUGUUGACAGGCGGGACUUUUACCACCAAGCGCGGGUUUCUAAUGCGAUAGGGCCGGUUUUCUGCCUUAGAGAUUUCUACGGCGCCCAAGCCUAUAUCGACUUUCUGGCUGGAGCUGACUCCGCCUUCAGGGCCGGUACGCCCCUUGGGUCGUGGAAGCUUCCCUCGCCCCUUCUUGCCGACAGCAAGCUCCUUGUGCAUGGGAGCUUUAAGAGCAUCCUGCAGGGCGAUCACGCCGGUGUUGAAUAUGCCUGUGCGGGCCAUGAGGGCUUGCUGCGAGCUGCUGGGGUCCUGGGGUUGCUCCGCAGGCUGGCCAAGGAAGCUUAUGCCAGGGAAGGUGUGCCGGGAUCAGACAACAAGGAUGUUGAUGCCUCCGCCGAAACGGUCGCCUCGGGCAAGGUGCUUGUCGGUUUGCCGGUGCCUCGCCGCCUUGCCCUUUCGCAGGCCUCUCUCCUUGUUGCCCAGGGCAGGUGGAUUUCAGAGGAGCUUGCCUCCAUACUGGUCGGCUGCUGGGUAACUGCCCUCAUGUACCGCAAUCCCCUGCUCUUUGCUCUUGGGAAGAAGGAUCUCGCCGUGCUUGCUGUGUUGGCUCCGGUGAUGGUCUGGCCGAGCCACUUGCGAGGCCGAGGUACCCCCGUUGUCGUUGAGCACCUUUGGCAGACCGCCGACCAGAAGGGCUGGUACACUCGCUUGGCUGCCGAGCCUGAGGACACCGAUGAGUGCAUUGCUUCGGAAUCCCGUCCUGAGCGGCCGGUUGCUUCUCGCUAUGACUUCCUUGAGGUUUGCUGGGGCGGGCCUUGGCUUUCGGUCCUGCUCUCAGACCGCCUCUGCGUUGGGCCGGUGGUGGACUUUCAUGCUUCCCCUUUCUUUAGCAUCGUCGACCCUCGCUGCCUCGAGUGGAUCCUUUACAUGCUGCAGGAAAGGAGGCUCAAAAGCGUACUCGUGGUCCCCCCGGUUGGCUCCUUCUCUCCUGCCUUCCAGCCUCGCCUGCGCUCCUGGGACCCUCACCACCGGGCCUCCUGCCACCCUCGCCUUCGGCGCGAAAAUGCAAUCCUCAAUGCAGCCAUCUGCAUCCUCCUUGUCGCGUCCAGGUGCAACGCCUACGCCCUCCUCCUGCAUCCUCUCCUGAGCUUUGCCCGGAGCCUGCACCCGAAGGGGCGCUGUCGAGCGGUUGCCCUUGUCGCUGCCCCCGGCGCCCAUGACCUCGCGCCCUUGAUCUCCAAACCUCGUGCCGGCCCUCCCUCCUUUGCAAACGUGCUGGCAGACAGCCUCGCGGCUCUGGUGAGACAGGCUUCCGACCAGCCGUCGCCAGCCCAGGGCCUAGAAGGCAUCCUCUUCAACGAUGUUAUGUUGACCUCUCGUUGGAAGGUCCGCCGCUCUUGGCCUUGGCGUGACCAUGUGCACAUCAACUUGCUGGAGGCCCGCUCCUUUCUGUGCGCCCUCCGUGAUAGGGCUCGGGCCGGCUUGAGCAGUCGUUUUGUGCACGGGCUGGACUCCUAUGUCGCUUUGGGCGCACUGCAAAAAGGCAGGACCUCCUCACAGCGGCUUCUCCCGGUGGUCAAGCAGUCGGCUGCGGUUCAGGUUGCUUUUGAUCAAUACCCUGGCCUACUUUUCAGCCCCACGAGGCUGAACACUUCCGACGAUCCGACUCGAUCGGUUGCCCUGCGUGCACCGGUCCCUGCUUCUCUUUUGACGGGCCUGCCUUCAGAAGACCUCUACGGACUGGCUUGCCUUGGUGGACUUUCGCGUGCCUCUGCAAAUCUCGUGCGCCUUGUGCUCCUGUACUUCAGUCUUCGGACAGGGUCUGGCUGCGGUUCUUUAGUUAGGUCCCUAACCCUUAGGCCCCGCGACCUGCUGCCUUUGCAGAGCUUGACUUCACAUGCUUGUGAUCCGGUCGUUGCCCUUGACUUCGACAGCACUCUUGGCUAUCCUGGGGAAGGACCUUCUCAGCAGAACUGGCGUGCAGCAGCUGAUGGCGGCCUCCAACCUCGUGACGUGCGGGGUGCAUCUCGUGCUCUAGCGCGGCAAGGCCUUGAGCUCGGGGAGGGCCGCCCCAUUCUUGAUCGGACUUCGAAGAAUCGACAGCAGCUUCUGGAGGCCUUUGACCAAUGGUUGAGGAGCUGCGGUUUUUCUUUAGAGGACCUGCUUGGAACAAGGCCCCUGGAUCCAGAGAACAUUGCAGCAUGGCUGGUCGCAUACGGCAGGCAACUCUUUGGAGCAGGCAGGCCGUACUGGCACUACAGUGAGUCUAUCAAUGCAGUUGCCGCUUUGCGUCCGGCGAUCCGCAGGUCUUUGCAGGGAGCCUGGGACUUGGCUUUCAGCUGUGCAAAGGAGCCUGCCACACACCACGUUGCCAUGCCUCCGGUUGUAUUGCUUGCUUUGCUCUGCACCUGUCUCUUCUGGGGCUGGUUGCGAGAGGCAGGGAUUUUCGCGAUGAGCUGGGGAGGUUUGCUUCGCAUUGGAGAGGCCACCGCCACUACGAGACAAAACUUGGUCCUCCCAGCUGACGUUCUUUUUUCGCAUGCAUAUAUCCUGGUACGGAUCGAGGAGCCGAAGACCAGAAUGAGGAUGGCAAGGCAUCAGAGUGCUCGCAUAGAGCAUUCUGAUCUUGUCGACCUUGUCACACUUGCUUUUAAAGACGUCGAGCGGGGGUCCAGGUUGUGGCCACAGUCUACUCAAACCUUGAGGCGGCGCUUUGACCUCGCUUUGGAGCGGAUUGGUUUACCAACACAAAGGCGGGGCACUCGGCCUUUGGACCUGGGUUAUUUCAGGCCGGGAGGUGCCACGCACCUCAUGGUUACCACAGAGGACAGUGACCUGGUACGCACAAGGGGGCGUUGGGCCUCACAAAAGGUGAUGGAGAUCUACAUACAAGAGGUUGCGGCAAGCCUUUACUUCCCUUCCUUACCACUUGAGCUGCGGCAACGGAUCAUGGACCUCGCCCAGGCUUUUACUUCAGUACUGGAGCAAGUGAAGGAAUGGAAGAACAUUGGUGUGCCUCCUUCUUCUUGGUAUGCUAUGUUCACAGCCGGCAAGCGGCCAAACUCUGGCUAA
Messenger RNA from Symbiodinium sp. CCMP2592, 3993 nucleotides. NCBI's taxonomy places the organism in Eukaryota, Dinophyceae, Suessiales, Symbiodiniaceae. The record is from the annotation of a GenBank genome assembly.